Lactuca virosa is the source of this 339-nucleotide messenger RNA. The record is from the annotation of a GenBank genome assembly. NCBI's taxonomy places the organism in Eukaryota, Viridiplantae, Streptophyta, Magnoliopsida, Asterales, Asteraceae.
AUGGAACUUGCCCCGACCGCCCUCCUCUACUGCUCGUUCUCUCUUCAACUUCCCUUUCUCUCCUUCUCACUUCGACAAACCCUUUCUCUUCUUCUCAGUUCUCGACGUCGACAGCCUCUCCCACCUCCGACGUUUCUCUUGGUGUUGGCGCCUCCCACCCUUGACCUCCGUCCAGCCUCGCCCCACCGUCCAACGCUUUCCAGCGACACCCAGCCGGUGGAACCCCUCCUCUCCGGCAAUCACACCUCGCUUGCCCUUGCAACCAACAUUAGGUCCGGUGACCUUAGGCUCACUGCUUCUAUUGCUCAAAUUUACAAGCCCUAUGUCUUAUUAAGGUGA